Molecule: messenger RNA, 1302 nt
Organism: Parascedosporium putredinis
Lineage: Eukaryota; Fungi; Ascomycota; Sordariomycetes; Microascales; Microascaceae
Source: the annotation of a GenBank genome assembly
AUGGCCCAGCGAACCUCUUUACUGCGGUUCUUCUGCAGCCUCCUUCUCCUAGCCACCUUUGGCAAUGCUCUUAAAUUCGAGCUCGAGGCGCGGAAAGCGGGCGAUGUCCGCGAGCGAUGUGUACGAAACUUCGUCGGGAGGGAUACCCUGAUUGUCGUGACGGCGAUUGUCAGUGGCAAUAAGGGCGACGGCCAGCAGGUCAACAUCCAGAUCCGCGAUUUGGUCGGAAACGAAUACGGUCGUCCCAAGGACGUUGCGGGCGAAAAGCGAAUCGUCUUUACCUCGCUCGCCGAUGCUGCUUUCGACAUCUGCUUCGAGAACAUCCAAACCGCCAAGAACGGUCAGCGCCUCAGCCGCGAUAUCGAGCUCGACGUCGACAUUGGUGCCGAUGCCAAGGAUUGGGCCGCCAUCCAGGCGAGCGAGAAGUUGAAGCCCAUGGAAACCGAACUGCGCCGAAUCGAAGAGCUCAUUGGCGAGAUCGUCAAGGAGAUGGACUACCUCCGCAACCGUGAGCAGAAGCUCCGCGACACGAAUGAGAGCACCAACGCCCGCGUCAGGACUUUCGGCAUCGGAACUACCGCGCUGCUGAUCGGUCUUUGGGCUUGGCAAAUCUUCUACCUUCGUGCUUACUUCAGGAUGGCCGCCAGCGUCCGGACCCUUCAACGCUUUGCGAGGCGGUCGCUGCCCUCGCCACUCACCACUCGGCGUCUUGCCUUUUCGACAACGGCUUGCGCGAGGACUAUCGAGAACCCGAGGGAGCAGUACCGCGCGUUCCAGAGGCAGGGCGAGGCCGACGAGACCCUGCGCCGGAGGUUAAUCUACCAGUCCCGUUACCGCGGAACCCUCGAGUCCGACCUCCUCAUGUCCACCUUUGCCGCCGACCACCUCCCGACCAUGAACCGCGCCCAGCUCGAGGAAUACGAUCAGUUCCUCCUCGAAGAGGACUGGGACAUUUACUACUGGGCUACCCAGGAUCCCAAAGAUCUCGCCUCUCUCGCCUCACGCGGCGAAGCUGCCACCUCCCCAUCCUCCUCCUCGGCCGCAUCCACUCCCGCCGGCCAGCCCGCGGCUACCGAAGACUCAUACAAGCGGGAACCCGUCCCCGGCGAAUGGGCCCGCAUAGCGGGUAACUUUGAAGCUGGGUACAGGCCCGUUCCCGAACGUUGGCGGGACACGGAGCUGCUAAGGAAGCUACGACAACACGUCCUCGACAAGUCCGCCGGCGCCGAUGGCAACGGCGGCGGCGGCGGUGGAAUGUCUGCCCGACCUCUGCUCUUCGGCAAAGGUACGGAGAAGGACUAG